GAAUAUCGAAAGAGAUGGAUUAGCCAAAGAAUUUUCUUUUAAGAUAAGAAGAGCUUCAAAGUAUGCAGGACACAAUCAUCUUUGGGCAUCUCAUGAGACUUCAACCAAAGAAUCUCAUGGUGACUGGACAAAUCAUUGCUUUUGA
Acaulospora morrowiae is the source of this 145-nucleotide messenger RNA. NCBI's taxonomy places the organism in Eukaryota, Fungi, Glomeromycota, Glomeromycetes, Diversisporales, Acaulosporaceae. The record is from the annotation of a GenBank genome assembly.